This is a messenger RNA of Talpa occidentalis (Iberian mole), 2322 nucleotides long. It is a transcript of the gene KCNQ4, whose product is annotated as potassium voltage-gated channel subfamily Q member 4. Gene Ontology annotation, molecular function: voltage-gated potassium channel activity. The record is from RefSeq and is a predicted model, not a curated record. Gene Ontology annotation, cellular component: membrane. The transcript is spliced from 14 exons. The coding region runs from base 89 to 2176 and encodes 695 amino acids. Lineage: Eukaryota; Metazoa; Chordata; Mammalia; Eulipotyphla; Talpidae. Gene Ontology annotation, biological process: transmembrane transport; potassium ion transport.
AGCCAUGCGCCGCUGAGCGCACCGCGCGCGCCCCCGCCCCGGACCGGCCCCGGGCCCCGGCCCCGGCCCCCCCCGCCCGGCGCCGCCCAUGGCCGAGGCCCCCCCGCGCCGCCUCGGCCUGGCGCCCCCGCCCGGGGACGCCCCCCGCGCCGAGCUGGUGGCGCUCACGGCGGUGCAGAGCGAGCAGGGCGAGGCGGGCGGGGGCGGCUCCCCGCGCCGCCUCGGGCUCCUGGGCAGCCCCCUGCCGCCGGGCGCGCCCCUCCCUGGGCCGGGCUCGGGCUGCGGCUCCGCCUGCGGCCAGCGCUCCUCCGCCGCGCACAAGCGCUACCGCCGCCUGCAGAACUGGGUCUACAACGUGCUGGAGCGACCCCGCGGCUGGGCCUUCGUCUACCACGUCUUCAUAUUUUUGCUGGUCUUCAGCUGCCUGGUGCUGUCUGUGCUGUCCACUAUCCAGGAACACCAGGAACUUGCCAAUGAGUGUCUCCUCAUCUUAGAAUUCGUGAUGAUCGUGGUGUUCGGUCUGGAAUACAUCAUCCGGGUCUGGUCCGCGGGCUGCUGCUGCCGAUACCGAGGAUGGCAGGGCCGCUUCCGGUUCGCCAGAAAACCCUUCUGUGUCAUCGACUUCAUCGUGUUCGUGGCCUCGGUGGCGGUCAUCGCCGCGGGAACGCAGGGCAACAUCUUUGCCACCUCUGCGUUGCGCAGCAUGCGCUUCCUGCAGAUCCUGCGCAUGGUGCGCAUGGACCGCCGCGGCGGCACCUGGAAGCUCCUGGGUUCGGUGGUCUAUGCGCACAGCAAGGAGCUGAUCACCGCCUGGUACAUUGGUUUCCUGGUGCUCAUCUUCGCCUCCUUCCUGGUCUAUCUGGCCGAGAAGGACGCCAAUUCAGACUUCUCCUCCUACGCUGACUCGCUCUGGUGGGGGACGAUUACAUUGACAACCAUCGGUUACGGUGACAAGACGCCACACACAUGGCUGGGCAGGGUCCUGGCUGCCGGCUUCGCCUUACUGGGCAUCUCCUUUUUUGCCUUGCCUGCCGGCAUCCUUGGCUCUGGCUUUGCCCUGAAGGUCCAGGAGCAGCACCGGCAGAAGCACUUUGAGAAGCGCAGGAUGCCAGCAGCGAACCUCAUCCAGGCUGCAUGGCGUUUAUACUCCACGGACACCAGCCGGGCCUAUCUCACGGCCACCUGGUACUACUACGACAGCAUCCUCCCAUCCUUCAGAGAGCUGGCCCUCUUGUUUGAGCACGUGCAGCGGGCCCGCAAUGGGGGCCUGCGGCCCCUGGAGGUGCGGCGGGCACCGGUACCCGACGGAGCACCCUCCCGUUGCCCGCCCGUUGCCACCUGCCACCGCCUGGGCAGCACCUCCUUCUGCCCUGGGGAAAGCAGCCGGAUGGGCAUCAAAGACCGCAUCCGCAUGGGCAGCUCCCAGCGGCGGACAGGUCCUUCCAAGCAGCACCUGGCACCCCCGCCCACGCCGACCUCCCCGAGCAGUGAGCAGGUGGGUGAGGCCACCAGUCCCACCAAAGUGCAGAAGAGCUGGAGUUUCAACGACCGCACCCGCUUCCGGGCCUCUCUGCGGCUAAAACCCCGCGCCUCAGCUGAGGAGGGUCCCUCGGAGGAAGUGGCAGAGGAGAAGAGCUACCAGUGUGAGCUGACGGUGGAUGACGUCAUGCCUGCGGUGAAGAUGGUCAUCCGCUCCGUCAGGAUUCUGAAGUUCCUGGUGGCCAAAAGGAAAUUCAAGGAGACGCUGCGACCCUAUGAUGUGAAGGAUGUCAUCGAGCAGUACUCGGCAGGGCACCUGGACAUGCUGGGCCGGAUCAAGAGCCUGCAAGCACGGGUGGACCAGAUUGUGGGCCGGGGGCCCGGCGACAGGAAGACCCGGGAGAAGGGCGACAAGGGGCCCUCUGACUCGGAGGCGGUAGAUGAAAUCAGUAUGAUGGGGCGCGUGGUCAAGGUGGAGAAGCAGGUCCAGUCCAUUGAGCACAAGCUGGACCUGCUGUUGGGCUUCUACUCGCGCUGCCUGCGCUCCGGCACCUCGGCCAGCCUGGGCACCGUGCAAGUGCCGCUCUUCGACCCCGACAUCACCUCCGACUACCACAGCCCCGUGGACCACGAGGACAUCUCCGUCUCUGCACAGACGCUCAGCAUCUCCCGCUCGGUCAGCACCAACAUGGACUGAGGGGCUUCUCAGGGGCCAGCGUGGGUCAGCCCCGCGGCCUGGCGCUCGGAUCCGCCCUCCGAGGCCUCCAGACUUCUACUUGAACUCGCUCCCUCGAGGGAGAGAGGCCACACGCAGUAUUGAGCUGCCUGGGUCGGCGAGGUACC